AUGUCGGGCCGACCAUCCCGGGCCGCGACAGGCGCGGGGACCGCCCCUCGGCAGCCGACCGCACGGACUCGGAGGACGACCUGCGCCAGCGAGGCCAGGUCCAGCAGUCUCACGCGACCGACGGUCGCGUCCCAAGCGCGGAUCGUGACCAAGGCCACGCUGCCAGGCCAAGCGACGAAGCGACCGAUCACACUCAAGGGUAGCACCGCCGGGCGCGUCCAGCUCAAGCCGGCUGCCCGGAAGCCUGCGCCGCCGAUGAAGCGAGCUUUGACGAUCCCAAAGAGCCCCAACUUUGCGACCUCCAAGCGGCCACCGCGCACGAAGCCCGAACCGGUCCCGCCGCCGCCCGCGAAACCGGUGCAACGCCGGCCCCAUCCUCCAAUGAAGCGUCGACUUACGAUCCCAAAGAGCCCGGACUUUGCAACGUCGCACCGUCCGCCACGCGCGCGCGAGCAAAAGGUGAGCGCGACGACCAAGGAGCUGCAAGACAUUGCCAACGAACGGCGUGCCAUGAUGCUCGAGCGCCGGCGCUUCCAGCGCUACCAUCGCGCGACACAAGGCCUCCCGACGAAGACCCCGACGCAAGGUCCAACCUUUGCGAUGAAAUUGCGCUCGGCUGGCGUCCUCGGUGUUCCCGCCGUUCGUCGCCCCAAGCUCACGCAGGUGCACGAGUUCCGCUUCCAAACCGACAAGGAAAACGCUGCCGACCUGCCGCCCAACAAGCGCCGCAAGUUUCGCUGA
Molecule: messenger RNA, 741 nt
Organism: Saprolegnia parasitica CBS 223.65
Lineage: Eukaryota; Oomycota; Saprolegniomycetes; Saprolegniales; Saprolegniaceae
Exons: 3
Coding region: 1-741 (246 amino acids)
Source: RefSeq, a predicted model, not a curated record